UGUACAUCUGCACGGGCACAGAAGCUCUAUUUUGCUACAUAACCCAUGGCCCUGAGACCACUGUAUCUGACCUGAUGCUUCCGAAGCAUUGGCGGAAAGGUUCAAUGCUUCAUUGCUUGAGUUGACUGUGUCGAGGUGAAGCCAGACGCGAUCCUAUGCUGCGUGGUGCUAGAGCUAUACGAUGUCUCACAGCACACGGUACACGCGGUAAAUGUACCGUCACACCAUCGCCCGUUCUACAAAACAUAGCGAAACUCCAAGUUCUCUCUAUCCGUCAAAUCGAGCUGAUUGUUUGACACAACGGUCUGCCUCUUGGUACCGUCAACCUCGACAUCUUCAACAAUCCCACGGUGUGCGACUUUGGACGCGGCCUCGAGCGCAUCGCGGCGUUUGUUCUCGCGGACGAGAUACCAUUGGAGAACGAGGAUAUCGGUGGCCGGAAUGAUGCAAGCGACCUAGACAGUAGGAUGGUCAGUUGAGGCUGCAAAAUACAUGGCAAAUAUCGCGCCAUGCACUUACCACGAGGAUGAUAGCCCAUGUCGCAUAGUAUCUUGGAGCCCAACUAGGUCUGAACAACUGCGGCGAAAGGAUGUUCCCGAGACCAUAUCCGACAUGAUAUAGAGCAAUCACGGUCGUCUUCUUGGUAUGGCCGGCCGAGUUGUUGGCCGCCCAGAUCAUGACCACGGCAUAUGGGAUGCCCACCGUCGACCGCAGCCAUAUACCGGUGACCAGUCCCCAUUUGUUCGACCAUGGCAGGGCCAGGAGGAGGAUGUUGGACACCACUGCGGGGACGUAAGCGGCCACGGAGAUCCAUGCGCGACAGUCUUUCGUCCUAUUGAGGAAGAAUGCUGCAAACCCAAGCGAACCCAGCGCCACGAGGCCCGUCACGCAGCCCAGUAAUGUAGUCUGCAACGUUGAGAAUCCAAAUGACUUGAUGAUGAGCGAGUACUGGUUGGUGAGUCCAUUGGCCAUUUCCUGACUCCAUGCGUGCAAGAAAAAGAGCCAUGUCUUGGGAUCUUUGACGGCCUCGAUGAACCUGUCAUCGCCAACGGUAAGCAAACAGCGAUGCAAACUGAGAACCCAGCAGCGAAGUAACAGUCAGACCCGAUAACUUACUGGUAUUUCUUGAAGCGUUUGUGUUCGAUCCCAGAGUGAUUCUCCUUGAUUCGAAGGAUGGCCUUGGCACGGUCCUCCGGCGUCAGGAACCGCGCAUGGAGAGGACUAUCUGGGAAGAACAGCCAGACAGCAACGCCGAAGACGACGGUUAUGGCGCCGGUGAUGACUUUCAGCAGGCGUUAGCUUCUGUCGCCAAAAAGACCCAAUCGGCGGGUUGUCAAUUGUUCUUCAAUGUGGGGUGAAUAUGGAUCACAACAUACCCAUGAACCAUUUCCACGGUGCAAAGUGGCCGGUCUUGAUCCAAAGGACACCGUAAGACAAUAAGCCGGAGGUGAUAGGGCUCGAGUUUCCGGCAGCCCACAUGACCGGCAUGAGCCAUGCCUGUUCUUGGUAGGUGAAGAACAUGGAAAGGGUCAACAGGAACGCAGGCACGAUACAUGCUUCAGCGGUGCCCAAAAAGAACCGGACCACGAAAAGCCCUGCAAAGUUCUGGCAGGGAAUAUGAAGUAAGACGAUUCCUCCCCUGAAAACCGCAUCACAAAAGUCAGCGCAUAUCCCAGAAAAGGCACAAUCCCCAUUUCACAGAGAUGAAACCAUCUAUCUCAUUCCAGUUGUCAACUUACCACAAGAUGAGAUUUGCUGCCAACCACUUCCCCACAGGAAACCGUUGCAGAGCCCAGUUCUGGGGCCAUUCGGCAAGGAGAUAGCCAAAGUAAAAAAUGGACGAAAGCCAAUUAUACUGGUUGGCGUUGAGAUGGUUGUCCUUCAGAAUGCCCAGAAUGGCCGAACUUCCCAGCUGUAUAAUGUGGUUUGUGCGUCAGCUUGUCGUGCUACACCAAAGGAUAGCUUUUGUUGCUGCUGACGCACCGUCUGUUUGUCCACAUACAUCAGAUGAUACCCGACGCAGAGAAAGGGGAUGAUCCUCCAGAUGAGUUUCUUCUUGAUCCGUAAGGCUUCUUCCGGCGUCGGAUCGUCCACCUGGACUUUGGAGAACAGCUUGAAGCUUUCGUCGGCAUACCGAGGCGGUACUUUGGGGACGCUGACGACGUCUGCCUCGCCAUCUGUGGCCGACGCAACAUCGUUGGUCACAUUGGGUUUUUUGUCGUCGGAAGCCAUGUUGAGAGCAAAGAUCGGCCGAUGCUGUCUCCUCUUUGUCACCAGUCCGUCUGGAAGAAGUCACCGCUCCGGCGAAAACCGAAAACCGAAACUUCAAGCUCUCAACGGCACGGCGAGUAUCCCUUGCAGAUAAAUGCAAAGAGGCCUCCGGGUUUAUAUGCGGAUGCUCAAUGAAGAUACCAUCGGUCGUUCCGGCCACACGGUAAGACUAUCCAGGGUAUGAGGAGCAGGUGAUCACUGUUGUCGGCUCCCAUCUCGCGAUUUGCCGCCACCACGCCUCGAUUUUUGCGUGCUUGCAGAUCCGAAUGUUCUCAUCCCCUGGCGACGACAAGCGCGGGAAGUUGUCCCUACCAUGCUCCCGGCUUUUGAAUUCACCACACAGUUCACGCCAAAACGGCCGGGAGAUCGACGAGCCAUUGGCCGUUGGAGUACUGUUCCACACCAGCUAUCUUAUCUGCAGACGACCGGCACUUUGCCGUUCAGCACCGACAACAGCUUCAGGUCCAUACAACUUGUACUGUGAAGAAGGGCCUCGACGUGGAAGACAGGACGGAUGGCGUGCCCCCUUCUAGCCCAAAACGGCAAUUAUGGUCGGUCCGCGGGUCCGCGAGGAUCGCGCCAUAGGGUCCUGUUUGGGUCUCCUUGACCAGUCCUACAAGCGGUGCUUUUCGGGACGAGCAUUUCUUGGGCAACGCUUCUGGGGCUUAUCUGGACCUCACUUGCAGACAGUCCCGCCAUUCGUCCUCUCGUGCACUGCAGUGACUGGAGCCAUGUAGUACAGUAACCCAUUACGGUUUAACGAACUUGGAAACAGAACGACCCAACACGAUGUCGAAAUAACAAUAACCGAAGCCUCAGAGUGCACGCAUAUGUCCGUGUAGCCAGCCUUGGGUCAUGGCAUAUAUGUAGUAAGCAAAUCCUCGAGUACAGUACCGCACCACUCUAUUCAAACAUCAUCCCGAAGUCUGACCCAGAAAAGUGUGUUUUUGUUUGCACGGGUUGGAUAGUCAGGUAGGAAAGUAAGUGCCGGACUGAACUUGCCGGACAAGACACCACAAGCCCAAGCCUUUGGCCAUUAAAAAAAAAGGAAAAAGAGGACACCAAAAAAUCGAUCUACAAUGGGCGACGAAACCAAGAUCCGAGUCAUCAUCGCAGGAGCCGGAAUCGCCGGUCUAGCCACGGCAAUCUCUCUGUCCAGACUCAACCGAGAAUUCGAAGGCUUACUUCACCUCGACAUCCAACUAUACGAACGGGCAACAGAACUGAAAGAAAUCGGAGCCAGCAUCGCCUUGAGCCCGAACGGAUUACGGACAUUAGAACGUCUGGGCGUGACCAAUGCCCUGAGCGACGACAUUGGAUUCCGCGGUCCAGCCGGACUCCCCAUGAUCUACCGACACUGGAAGACCAACGAGAUCGUCAGCGUGGACCGGUUCAGUGAGAACGUCACUUCCAAACACCACCAGACGACCCGUUUCCACCGGGCUCACUUGCACGAAGCUUUGUUGCAGCAUAUGCCGAGGAACAAUAUCCAUCUAGGCAAGGCUGUGGAAUCGGUGCAAGUCAGAGAGAACGAUGGUAGUGGCAGUACCACCACCAGAGCAGAACCAGUCACAGUCUUCUUCCAGGACGGAACAAGCAUCCAGGGUGACAUUCUCAUCGGCGCCGACGGCCUGCGCUCAAAAGUUCGCGCGACAUUCCGUCCAGACCAUAAAUUACAUUGGACGGGACGGACGUUCUUUCGCUCGACGUUUGAUGCGUCUUUGGUCGCCAACGAGAAGAUUCCUGAUUUGCCGCCCGAUUCGACGCAUUGGUGGGGUCCGAAACAUACGUUUUUUGCUUCGAGGUUGGGAAAGAAUAUGUUUACGACGGUUGGGAAUUUUGAUCCAAGUCAACUUUCUAAUGGUGCCGCGUCUGGCUCAGCGUCAGACUCAGAGCCGAAGGUCACCUGGGACCAAGAAGGCAACAUAUCCACCUUCCGCGACCUCUACAAAGACUGGAACUCAGUCGUCAAGGCCCUGGCUAACGCGACACCGUACGUUCGCCUAUACCCCAAUUUCGCGGGCGAGCCAUUAGAUACCUGGGUGUUCGGGGACUCGCGCGUGACAUUGGUAGGCGACGCGGCUCAUACGCAUGGCGGAGCGCAUGCUGCUGGCGGCUCGCUUGCUCUUGAUGAUGCUUGGGCUUUAUAUUUGGCUUUCCGACACGUUGUUCUCGACCAUCCCCAUCGUCAAACGAGGAGGUUGACGGUCAAGGAUAUAGACAUCCAUCGUGCAUUGUCUUUGUAUGAGAAAACCAGACGGCCGCAUACGGAGCGACUCGUCAAAAGUGUCCUUGCUGGCAGCAAAGCGGCUGUAACACCAGACUCCGACGAAGCCCUGAGACUCAAGAUGACAAACAGGCCGAGUACGACGUGGUUGACGGAGCAUGAUGUGAAUGCGGAAUUCGCAAAGGUCGUCCAGACGGCCGCUCAAGAGGGACAAAAGCAUUUGGCCCCGGGCCAACUUGAAGUCACGGCAAACAGCGGUCCACAACAGUCGACGCAACAGGUGCAAUUCCAAGAGCAGAGCCGACUUUGAGCUGGAAGUCGUGUUAUUGAUCCGAGCCCAAAUCCAUUUUAUAUGCUCCUACGCGUUCUGGUUGCUCUUUGAUCCGAUCUGGGACGACUGGAAGGCAACACGCAGCGGUUAAGCCGCGUGCAAAAGAAAGAAGGACAGAAAAGAAAGUUAGAAAUUUCGGCCACAAGUCAGACCCGACAGGCGAAUAUAGACAUAGACAUAGACGUUCUCUACAAAAGGACAAUUCCAAAAGGAGGACCUUGCUCUUAAUCAGGUCACACAUGUUUCAUAUUCGAGACUUAAGAUGUCGCAAAGUAUGCAAAGGGUAUCAUCAAUCGG
Messenger RNA from Exophiala dermatitidis NIH/UT8656, 5126 nucleotides. RefSeq names its product salicylate hydroxylase. The record is from RefSeq and is a predicted model, not a curated record. The transcript has 2 exons. Gene Ontology annotation, molecular function: FAD binding; monooxygenase activity. Lineage: Eukaryota; Fungi; Ascomycota; Eurotiomycetes; Chaetothyriales; Herpotrichiellaceae. The coding region runs from base 3351 to 4808 and encodes 485 amino acids.